Ceratina calcarata is the source of this 353-nucleotide messenger RNA. RefSeq names its product protein unc-93 homolog A-like. The annotation marks the transcript as partial. Gene Ontology annotation, molecular function: potassium channel regulator activity. Gene Ontology annotation, biological process: regulation of potassium ion transport; regulation of muscle contraction. Lineage: Eukaryota; Metazoa; Arthropoda; Insecta; Hymenoptera; Apidae. Gene Ontology annotation, cellular component: striated muscle dense body; plasma membrane. The record is from RefSeq and is a predicted model, not a curated record. The transcript has a single exon.
UUUUCAGCUCUGUCGGGAUUAUUAUUCCCCGGCAAAGAGGAAGCUGCAUUCUCGAACUUCCGACUAUGGGAGUCAACGGGAUCCGUGAUUACGUAUGCCUACAGUCCUUACCUAUGCACGCAGACAAAACUUUAUUGUCUGAUUGGAAUCAUGUGCCUCGGCAUUGUCGGUUACGGUGUAAUUGAGUAUACUCAGAAGAUUGAAAGAUCGGAUCCAGAAUCAAAACCAGACUUUGAAUUGGUAGCAAACGGCGAAACAAAUGACACGACGAAACUAUAAGUCGUACGCGAAAAUAGGCCUAUUAAAGACAAAAAUACUGAACCGUAUUAUUUAGUACGAUCAAGUAUGAUAAA